AUGGCUACCAGCAACAUUGUUUGUGCUUUUGUUCUUUCCUCUUUGUUCCAUUUUGUUCUUGUUCCUGUAUUUAGCCAUGAUGUAGAUGUUCUUCAAAAAUGCGGGUUUAAAGCAAUUUAUCAACUUGGGGAUUCUUUAGCUGACACUGGCAAUUUGAUUACAGAAAAUCCUCUUUCUCGAUAUGCUUGGUUUCCUUAUGGUAUGAAUCUCUCGAAGCCAACCGGUAGAUGCUCCAAUGGGUUAUUGAUGAUUGAUUACAUUGCACGCUCGGCUAAACUUCCCUAUCUUGAUGCCUACUUGAAUCCGGUAAGAAUUUUUUUCGGUGGCUGCAGCGGAGUGAAUUUUGCGGUUGCUGGUUCAACUGCCUUGCCUGCAGAAGUUUUAUUAUCAAAGAAUAUAAUGAACGUGGUGACAAAGGAAUCUCUUAGCACACAACUUGAGUGGAUGUUCACCUAUUUUAACACAACAUGUUCUAAAGAUUGUGCUAAAGAAAUUAAAUCAUCUCUCUUCAUGGUUGGGGAGAUUGGAGGCAAUGACUAUAACUAUGCUUUCAUGUUUAACAAGACCACUGAAGAAAUGAAAGCGUUGGUUCCUGAAGUUGUCAAAGCUAUAAAGGAUGCUGUUGAGAAAGUCAUUGGUUACGGUGCUAGACGAGUGGUUGUCCCCGGAAACUUCCCGAUAGGAUGCUUCCCGGUUUAUCUUAGCCAAUUCCAGCCCAAUGAUGCUGCUGCUUACGAUGAGUUCCACUGCCUCAAGGGGUUAAACUCUUUCGCAAGUUAUCACAACGAGCUUCUCAAGCAAACCGUUGAAGGAUUGAAAAGAAAUUACCCUGAUGUGAUCAUAGUUUACGGCGACUAUUACAAAGCAUUCAUGUCGAUCUAUCAGAAUGCUCAGUCUCUUGGUUUUGAUACGAAGACGAUGCAAAAAGCUUGUUGUGGGACUGGUGGUGAUCAUAAUUUUAGCCUGAUGAGAAUGUGUGGAGCUCUUGGCGUUCCAGUUUGUCCAAACCCUGAUCAGCACAUCAGCUGGGAUGGAAUUCAUUUGACACAAAAGGCUUAUCAACACAUAGCAGAAUGGCUUAUCAACGAUAUCUUUCCAAAGCUUCAAUGCAGUGCUUGA
Populus nigra (black poplar) is the source of this 1119-nucleotide messenger RNA. RefSeq names its product acetylajmalan esterase-like. Bases 1 to 1119 code for a protein of 372 amino acids. The record is from RefSeq and is a predicted model, not a curated record. Gene Ontology annotation, molecular function: hydrolase activity, acting on ester bonds. The transcript is spliced from 5 exons. NCBI's taxonomy places the organism in Eukaryota, Viridiplantae, Streptophyta, Magnoliopsida, Malpighiales, Salicaceae.